AAGGCAAUGCUUAAGCAUGGUGAAGCUGCACCUCCACUUACCCAAGGUGAAAGUAGAGAAAGCUGGAAAAGGAUUUAUCGUAAAGGUGAUUUGCGAGAAGGGAGAAGAUAAGCUAGUCUCAAUAUUAGAAGUAUUUGAAGAAAUGGGUCUAACAGUCUUGCAUGCAAAGGUGUCAUGUAAUUUGUAUUUUGUCAUGGAAGCCAUUGUUGUAGCUGAAGAACAGACUGUUUUAGAUGUGAAAAAUGCUACUCAAGCUGUUCUUGAGGCUAUUGAAAAGCAUGUAGAGGGAACAGACACAAGCAGUGUAAAGGUUGCUGUCGUUUAAUUAAUGACUCCAAGUAAUGUUAUUGUUGUCUUGAAGAA
This is a messenger RNA of Jatropha curcas, 363 nucleotides long. The record is from RefSeq and is a predicted model, not a curated record. Lineage: Eukaryota; Viridiplantae; Streptophyta; Magnoliopsida; Malpighiales; Euphorbiaceae.